GAACAUCUCAUAAUACAUCUUCCGUAUGAGGCUUUGACUGCUGGGCCCGUCUUCUAUAGGUGGAUGUACAGAUUUGAAAGAUUUCUAGGAGAGCUGAAAAAGAAAGUGACCAACAAGGCACACGUUGAGGCUUCAAUUUGUCAAGCGUAUCUUCAACAAGAAAUCUCAACGUUCUCGUCUUUUUACUUCGAGCGUGAGGUCAUCACCAGAAGGAAGAGACCUGCCCGGAACGAUGACAUUGGCGAGGAUUUAUAUGAAAAUGUAGUUUCCAUCUUCAAUUACCCAGGCAGAGGUAAAGGUGCUGCGACACAACGAUACAUCCUGGGUGGGGAAUUGUAAAUUGCGCAUACUUAUAUCCUCAUGAAUUGUCCAGAAAUCUCACCG
Messenger RNA from Cuscuta epithymum, 384 nucleotides. The record is from the annotation of a GenBank genome assembly. Lineage: Eukaryota; Viridiplantae; Streptophyta; Magnoliopsida; Solanales; Convolvulaceae.